AUGGCGGCUUUGGGGAACCCCUUGAUAUGCCAUGCAAACUUAACUGGGGCGGAGAGUGGCUGGAGCGGAGAGUGGCUGGAGCGGAGAGGUGCUGGAGCGGAGAGGGGCUGGAGCGGAGAGGGGCUGGAGCAGGGGCUGGAGCGGAGAGUGGUUGGAGCGGAGAGGGGCUGGAGCGGAGAGUGGUUGGAGCGGAGAGUGGUUGGAGCAGAGGCUGGGGCGGAGAGUGGCUGGAUCGGAGAGUGGCUGGAGCAGAGGCUGGAGCGGAGAGGGGCUGGAGCGGAGAGGGGCUGGAGCGGAGAGUGGAUUGGAAAGGGGCUGGAGCGGAGAGUGGUUGGAGCGGAGAGUGGUUGGAGCGGAGAGUGGUUGGAGCGGAGAGUGGUUGGAGCGGAGAGUGGUUGGAGCGGAGAGUGGUUGGAGCAGAGAGUGGCUGGAGCGGAGAGUGGUUGGAGCGGAGCAGUGGCUGGAGCGGAGAGGGGCUGGAGCGGAGAGGGGCUGGAGCGGAGAGGGGCUGGAGCGGAGAGUGGCUGGAGCAGAGGCUGGAGCGAAGAGGGGAUGGAGCGGAUAGGGGCUGGGGCGGAAAGGGGCUGGGGCAGAGAGGGGCUGGGGCGGAGAGGGGCUGGGGCGGAGAGGGGCUGCCACGGACAAAGUUAUCGUGAUGAAACUCUUCGACACCAAAAUAUCGUACUUUGA
This is a messenger RNA of Branchiostoma floridae (Florida lancelet), 690 nucleotides long. Its product is annotated as fibroin heavy chain-like. The record is from RefSeq and is a predicted model, not a curated record. NCBI's taxonomy places the organism in Eukaryota, Metazoa, Chordata, Leptocardii, Amphioxiformes, Branchiostomatidae. Bases 1 to 690 code for a protein of 229 amino acids. The transcript has a single exon.